UUUUCAAAAAAAAAAAAAAAAAAAAAACAAAGUUCAUCCUUUUCCCUUCCUCCAAGAAUUUUCCUGGGAAAAUUUUUUCCCACUUGGAGAGCAAUGUACACCACCAAUCUCCCAAACAGCAACGAUGCAAGAAACUCUCCCUUUCCUCUCUCACACUUUCCCUUCCCGUCACCACCACCACAGUCUCCGCCAUGAUUUUCCUUCGCUCUCUCGCCUCCGCUCUCAGAAUUUACCCGCACUUUCCCACGAACCAAACGCCUCCCUCCUUCUCCUCCCUCCUUCGAAAUCUCCGGAUUUUCCCUGCUUACCCACCAAUGCGACGAACUCCACCAUCAAAACCCACACCUCCGAUUUCCGCGAAAAGCUCCUUUACCUCGAUUCAAUCGGGAUCGAUUUCCUAACCCUAAUCCAUCGCCACCCUCCUCUCCUCUCCGCCGACCUCUCCGCCGUGAAAUCCAUCGUCGAAUACAUGACCUCCGGCGUAACCGUCGGCCUCACCUCCCAUGAUCUUUGCCGUGUCGUCGCCAUGUGCCCUGAGCUCCUAACUUCGCCCCUUUCCUCCCACACCAUCCCAAUCAUCACCUUCCUCCUUCGCGAGGUCGGCGUCGACGGCGUCUCCGGCGUCCGGUACGCGCUCUGCCGGCGUCCCCGCCUCCUCGCCUGCGACGUAGACGGCCAGCUGCGGCCGGCGAUGUAUUUCCUCCAGAGGAUCGGAAUCUCGGAAACCCACAAACACACUUACCUCCUGUCUUGCAGCGUGGAGCACAAGCUCAUCCCUCGAAUCGAUUACUUCGUGAGAUUAGGGUUCUCUCGCCGUGAAGCCACCGUCAUGUUCAGGCGGUUUCCUCAGCUCUUCAACUACAGCAUCUCGGGGAAUUACGAUCCGAAAACGAACUACUUGGUGGUGGAAAUGGGGAGAGAUCUGAAAGAGAUCAUGGAGUUUCCUCAGUAUUUCUCCUUCAGUUUGGAGAAUCGGAUCAAGCCUAGGCAUCAAGCCUGUGCGGCGAAAGGGGUAAGAUUACCAUUGCCGAUGAUGCUGAAGACGAAAGAAUCUGGGUUUCGGGAUAGAUUGGAGGUACAUUUGUAAUGAACCUCCGAGAAACUCGAAAAUUUCACCCGAGGAAACGAAUCAAGAAUGUUGAUGUAACUAUGUCUGUCUAUGGAUGGAGAGAGAGCGAGAGACUGAAUGAAUAUCCUCUGCAACUAAGUUCCGAGGUGAAUCAACAAGAUCUUUGCCCAUCUGACUUUAGCUUUUAGCCUCUUGCUGAAUUGAAUUGGAUAAAUGCACAAUUUUUUUUUCAUAUGGCUUUCCGGUUUGAAUGCUUAAUCCAUUUCUUACUCUAAUUA
Messenger RNA from Tarenaya hassleriana, 1347 nucleotides. Its product is annotated as transcription termination factor MTEF1, chloroplastic. Bases 125 to 1087 code for a protein of 320 amino acids. Gene Ontology annotation, biological process: regulation of DNA-templated transcription. Gene Ontology annotation, molecular function: double-stranded DNA binding. Lineage: Eukaryota; Viridiplantae; Streptophyta; Magnoliopsida; Brassicales; Cleomaceae. The record is from RefSeq and is a predicted model, not a curated record. The transcript has 2 exons.